AUUCAAACAGAGAUUCUUGUGCAGUCUGAACUUCACUAACAAACGACCAUGAGCGUGAGACUGUGUGCAGUGCUGGCCCUGCUGAUUGGGACACUUUGCAUCAACUUAUCACAGGCGAAGCCGACUGCGGUUCUGAACCGCUGUAUGUGCAGAGGAGGAGCAGCUCAAAUCAAUGUACGAAACAUCAAAGGACUGCAGCUUAUCCCCAUCCCAAACUGCCCAAUCCAGCUCAUAGCCACUUUGAAGACUGGGCGGAAAAUUUGCCUUCAUUCCAAAUUUUUGUCCCUUUGGAGAAACAAGGUAAAUAGACCUUCCAAGAUGUGAAUGAGGACAGAAAAUGAAGCCAUAAGCCACCGGAGUGUGGGCAUUAGUGCAUGCUCACACCAACAACGCCCCGCGCACUGUCACGUUUCUGUCUCAUCGCCAGCCUGCCUCAGCCGCUUUGCAAGGCUCCACACCCAACCCUCUGUCCGUUACAUGCCGAAUCCAGCUAGCUGUACCAUGGCGCACGCACGCAUACAUCUGUCAGCGGUGCCAUCGAUAUUUAUUUAAAUAGAGCACCUCCAAGUAUACUUUGUGCUGUCCAACUCCAAGGUUAGAUGUUAUUGUUAAAGUAAAUUGUGAUGGGCUCCAGGCUGAUGGAGAACCCUGGUCAGUUGUACCAAACACAUUUCAGUAACGCAUCAGCCUGUUACGUUCAGCCUGUGGAGAACAGCUCCCUGUUGCUGUCAUCCUGUAUGUUUGGAAUUACUAACAGAUGAAAAGCUUCUCAUUAUAGUGGCCUCCAGGGUAGCUGCUGCCAAAUAUUGGUGAUCAGACUGAAUUUCUUAUUGAAAGAAAUAUCCGCUCCAUGUCUACAAAGUUAAUACAUUCAUGCAACACCAGAUGCGAUGAUUUCUGAAGAUGAUUCCUUCUGGCAGGUCUAAAGCUAUAGGAGGGAAAGCAGGAAUUCCUUCCUUGCUUUGGUGAGAAUUCCCAUCUCAACAGCAGCAGGGAUCCCAGUGACAGGGUUAAGCACUGCGAGGGGAUGGAGAGCAGUACCAUCGUACUAGCAAUGUGGCUACUCCAAUCCUCAUUUUCCCCUUGCUGGAAGCUUGUUUCCAGAGCCUAGUUGUUCAUGUUAGGUGGAUGGAGCCUUGCUCUUGGAUUUUGCCCAGAGUCACCUCUGGUGGUUUCACAAGGCCCAGACAAUGUUCAGUGGCCACCAUGGUUUUCCCCUCUGUGGGGAAGAGUGAGGCCACUUCAUAGUGUCUCCCAGUUGUAGCUUGGCUCAGAUCAGGAGCUCACCAUCUGCGGCAGGCAUGGACUCUGAACUUCUGCUUUGUAGCAUGGGUCAGAUCUAUUCCUCAGAGGCAGGGAGCCUUAGAUCAACAAUGUGCUACCUAACUCAGUCCAACCAGACUCGAGAUCCAGCCAGGCCUUUAGAUGGAGAAUGAAUGGUAUCGAUGGACUGACUGAAUCUUGUUGUCCUCCAUGAUGGGAGUCAUCAUUUAGACUACAAACCCACAACUUAUUGGCUACCUUUGCAAAUCACAGCUACUGAUAGAUGGAAGCCAUUGUAAACAGUCUUUAGGAUUGCCAUUGGAGUAUGUUAUUGCUUUUUUGUACAUAUUGGAAUUUACUAACUACUCCUCUUGUUAUGUGCAAGUUUUUCGAAAGCACCCUUAAACUGGUUCAGUGGAAUCUGAGCAAAAGCUUCUGAUUUUCUCACACGGUGCCUAAAAACCAUCGAUGUCUUUUUCCUCAUUGUGUCUUUCCCCAUUAUGUCCCAUAAAAUGUGAACAUUUAACAGAGAACUGUCUUCAAGAACCAAAAUUUAACACUCUUUCUCCUCAAAAGAACAAUUAUAACAACUGAUUGUCCAAGCAACAUCUUGCACAUCUGAUGUGCUGAGUGCUGUAAGUCUUUUCAUUGUAUGUUUGUCAUUGAAACGUUCUUGCUUCUUUUUAAAGAAAAGGAGUAUAAUUGAAGCUGUCAUAUUCUACUAAUUGAAAGACAUGGACUACUUUUUUAUACUGUUUCUUUGUAACAAAUUACAAUACUUUUUAAAAGAAUAAACUUUUUAAAUAAUUACAAAAA
Molecule: messenger RNA, 2079 nt
Organism: Mobula hypostoma (lesser devil ray)
Lineage: Eukaryota; Metazoa; Chordata; Chondrichthyes; Myliobatiformes; Myliobatidae
Product: stromal cell-derived factor 1-like
Exons: 4
Coding region: 49-324 (91 amino acids)
Biological process (GO): immune response
Cellular component (GO): extracellular region
Molecular function (GO): chemokine activity
Source: RefSeq, a predicted model, not a curated record